Molecule: messenger RNA, 2788 nt
Organism: Drosophila subobscura
Lineage: Eukaryota; Metazoa; Arthropoda; Insecta; Diptera; Drosophilidae
Product: elongation of very long chain fatty acids protein AAEL008004
Exons: 8
Coding region: 299-1363 (354 amino acids)
Biological process (GO): fatty acid elongation, monounsaturated fatty acid; very long-chain fatty acid biosynthetic process; fatty acid elongation, saturated fatty acid
Cellular component (GO): endoplasmic reticulum membrane
Molecular function (GO): fatty acid elongase activity
Source: RefSeq, a predicted model, not a curated record
CCCGCCGCCCUGAUAAGGUUCAGACGCACAUCCAACCAGCCGUCAGUUGGCUUAAAAGCGUCCAAGGCAGAGCAUCGGGCCACAACCGGAACAACCGAUCAGCAACAAAGUGUUGCCAAAUAAUACCCAAAUAACGAUCCAAACAAUACCGGCCAAGAAGACCCGCGACAACUACAUCGUGCUGAUUUCUCUUUUUUACACCGACAUCGGGGUCUGCAGAGCACUGAGUUAGCAGAAGGACAGCAGCGGACAGCAGCGGACAGCAGCGGACAGCAGCGGACAGCGGAGCAACAUCAGAAUGGCGAUCAUACUGCAGGAGGCCCAGGAGUGGUACAGGGACCUCAUGGACAACAAGAGCGACCCCCGUGUGCAAGACUUCUUUCUGCUGUCGUCGCCGCUGCCGACUCUCGGAAUGUGCAUAUUCUAUGCAUAUUUCAGCACAUCCCUGGGACCGAGGCUUAUGGCCAAUCGGAAGCCAAUGGAACUGCGGUCGGUGCUAGUCAUUUACAAUGCGAUACAAACGAUAUUCAGCGCCUGGAUUUGCUAUGAGUACUUAAUGAGCGGCUGGUGGGGCCACUACAGCUUUAAGUGCCAGCCAGUCGACUAUGGUAACAGUCCUCUGGCGCUGCGGAUGGUCAACAUUUGCUGGUGGUACUACAUAUCGAAGUUCACCGAGUUCUUUGACACACUCUUCUUCAUUCUGCGAAAAAAGAACGAGCACGUUUCCACACUUCACGUCAUUCAUCACGGCUGCAUGCCCUUCUCGGUCUGGAUGGGCCUCAAGUUUGCCCCAGGCGGACACAGCACUUUCUUCGCCUUGCUCAACGCUUUUGUGCACAUUGUGAUGUAUUUCUACUACAUGAUCGCAGCAAUGGGCCCCAAGUACCAAAAGUUCAUCUGGUGGAAAAAGUACCUGACCACCUUCCAAAUGGUGCAGUUUGUUGCCAUCUUCACGCACCAGUUCCAGCUGCUGUUCCGCGACUGCGACUACCCCAAGGGCUUCAUGGUCUGGAUUGGCCUGCACGGCGUCAUGUUCCUGUUCCUGUUCUCCGACUUCUACAAAGCCAAAUAUCUGAAUGCCGCCCGUCGUCGCCGGCAGGCUGUCAAGGCCAACGGUCAUACCAAUGGCCAUGGCCCGCACGCCAAUGGCCACAGCAAGCACUUGGGCAACGGCGAUGCACUCACAGCCAACGGCAGCAAUAAGGGGGCCUGCAUGCCCGUGCUGGAGGACGAGUACGUCUCGAGGAACGGGAACGGGCAUGCCGGUGGCGGCUUCUUCAAGGAGGGCGCGUUGUCCAGCAACGAGUCCAUCCUGAAUCCGGACAGCAGUAGCUCUAGUCUGCAUCAGCGCAAAGUCAAAUAACUACUACUAAGAUUUACUACGAUGAUAUUCAUUAUGUUUACUGUUAAGUGUUAGCGUGUAACCGAACCACAUUGAAGAUUGAAGAACAAUGCGGGCAAGCAGCAGCUGCAGUGUGACCAUUGGAACCGGAACCCGGAGAACCAUUCGCUUUAUGAACUGUUCUUCGAAUAACUUCUAAAACAAAUACGUUUAAUACACGAAUCAAUUCGGAACAGCCUGUCCUGCCCUGUCCUGUCCUGUCCCAACCCCACUAAAGCUAAGCAGAAGUGUAGAAGAGCAAGCCGAAACUUUUUAUAAACGUUUUCUAUUGUGGCACAAUUUUACAAGUUUACAAGUUUAGACCCUCACGAUCCCAGACACAGACACCUACUUGUCACUCGAUAGAUAGAGAAUCAUAUAUUUUGGAAUGAUAUUUGUAGCCCCAUUGAAUCGCGAACCAUUUCUAUCUACCAAAAAAUGCCACCAACACCACAUAUACACACAACACGUAUACACUAGAGUAUACAUUUAUAUAUAUGUAUAUAUACAUAUACAUAUACACUCGAAUGGACGAUAGACUCACUCUUGUUGUAGACUUUUUUACGACACUUUUUGAUAACAGUUGAGACGUAAUCCUAACGAUAAACGAUAACUAAACUGCGCUUAGGUCUGCUUUAAACUUAGAGAUCACGUUAAACUAUUUGUAGCUUGUUUUUUUGUAUAUAUCGAGACGGAUGGAGAAGGAGGAAUGCGGUAUAUAGAGAGGGGAGAACGGUUUGUUUGUUGCAAUACUUUGUAAAGUUUUUCUUAUAGUAAAAGUAUGUAUACAGAUAAGUGAAGCGCUUGAGAUGUAGGUAGCUAGCCAAAUGCAAAAUGAAAAACACGAUCCCUAGCCUAUGUGUAGCACAAGAGCUAACUAAACAAUCAAACAGAUAGUUAGAUAGACAGCAGACAGACAGACGAAUAUACAGAUAGAUAGAUAGAUAGACAGAAAGACGGACGGACGGACGGAAUCUGGGGAUAAAGCUUUUAGACUCUAAGUGCAAAACGGCUUAAUGAGCAGACAAUCAGUUGUUUUGGAAGGCGUGUGAACCAAGCCCAAAAGUUGUCAACUAUUCGUUUUUAUUGGACUUCAUUUGGUGUGGCUUAUACUCUUUCGUAUGUAUGUACAUGUGUACGUAGGUUUGUGUAUCUAGACUUUAUAGCUACUUAUUGUAUUAAAUUCCCCAUUUCCCACUUUUGGAUUGAACUUCUUGUAACCCUUCGGUUUCACUUCCGAGAAGGGCGGAGGUUGGUGUUCGAGAAGAUCUGUUCGUACAUAGCAUGUACAUUUAUAGGUGUAACUGUCUGUUAAUCUGUAUUGGUUUCUUUAUUAAGUUAUGUAUGUGGUUUAAGCUGACAAGUUCAAAAACAAUGGAAAACCUGAAUAAAGCUUAUUAAUUUAUA